AUGAAGGCUAAAGGCGAGUUGAAGGAAUAUGAAGUUAUUGGCCGCAAGUUGCCAUCGGACAGUGAGCCCAAACCGCCACUGUAUAAAAUGAGAAUCUUCUCGCCUGACCAAAUCGUGGCAAAGUCGCGCUUUUGGUACUUCUUGAGGCAAUUGAAGAAGUUUAAGAAGACUACGGGAGAAAUUGUCUCUGUCAGGGAAAUUCCUGAGAAGAGCCCAAUUAAAAUCAAGAACUUUGGUAUCUGGUUACGUUAUGAAUCCAGAUCUGGAGUACACAACAUGUACAGGGAGUACAGAGACCUGUCUGUAGGUGGUGCAGUGACACAAUGUUACCGUGAUAUGGGUGCAAGGCACAGAGCUCGGGCACACUCCAUUCAGAUCAUUAAAGUGGAAGUAAUCAAAGCAGCCGCGUGCCGCAGACCACAAGUGAAGCAGUUCCAUAACAGUCGCAUCAGGUUCCCUCUACCCAAACGUGUGCACCACCACAAGCGACUCAACACCUUCGCCUACAAGAGACCCAGCACUUACUUCUUGUAA
This is a messenger RNA of Leptosia nina, 534 nucleotides long. The record is from the annotation of a GenBank genome assembly. Lineage: Eukaryota; Metazoa; Arthropoda; Insecta; Lepidoptera; Pieridae.